This is a messenger RNA of Durusdinium trenchii, 624 nucleotides long. NCBI's taxonomy places the organism in Eukaryota, Dinophyceae, Suessiales, Symbiodiniaceae. The record is from the annotation of a GenBank genome assembly.
AUGGCUUUCAACUUCCCGCAUUUCAUCCGUUGGAUUCUCUUGGUUGUCGUGAGUGCCGACGACGUGGAAACAGUCCUGGACGCUUGCGCAGCCGAUGGUGGAGACUGUGGGUUGAUGAUGAAGCAGCUGCAUGCUGCGAAGCGGGAUGUCCUGAUUGCCAAGGAUGAGAUCUCCUUCAACUCCACAGUGUCUACUCAAGGCAAUGAGACUGAAUUUCUGUCAUCGUCCGCUGACUCCAACAUCUCCACUUCUGGCUGUGACUGGUCUGGAAGGGACGAGUUCUGCAAAAACUGGGGUGCGUGCGUUUGUGGCAAGGAAGUGUCGGUCACUGACGUUGGUGCCUUGGUCAUCAGCUGUGUUGCAGCCCCUCAUCUUUGCGUUCCAGUAGCAGUGGAGUUGCUGAAAGACGCGGCUGGUACCAGUAUCGCCACAAACCUGGUCAAGCAGAUGCUCGAGGAAAAGAAAGAAGUGCCAUUGCCGGAUGGCACAAGUGCAAAAGCGCGGGUUCUCAGCGGCACUGGCUGCAGGCACUGCCCAUGCAAUCCCUGUCCUGUCGUUGGCACAUUUUGCCAUGACCAGCCGAACAAGCACCAACUCUGUGUGGCCUGGAGCAAGAAUCGCUGA